Symbiodinium natans is the source of this 1293-nucleotide messenger RNA. The record is from the annotation of a GenBank genome assembly. NCBI's taxonomy places the organism in Eukaryota, Dinophyceae, Suessiales, Symbiodiniaceae.
AUGGAUCAGAAUCGAGGGUUUCGGGAAGUAGCGCCCCCCGAUGAAGCUGAGCAGCAUGCGCAGCGAAGUCAGCUAACCAUGAACAAAACCGGCAAGCGAAGCUACCAAAGAGCUUGUAAAGUUGCCCUGGCGAAGGGAGCAGCACUUUACAAAGGCCGUCUUCUGACAGCUCAGGCUCUAGGAGCUCAUGAAGGACAAUUCGCGUCUCCUGCGAAAGCGGAGAAGCGAUCUUUUCAACCGAACAGACAGAUCCAUCACAAAUUUGACAUGGAAGUCCUUACUUGGAACGCAGGCUCAAUUACAAGCCGAGUUUGGAACGAGACUCUGGCCCUUUUGGCAACAACAGAGUACAAGAACAUCAAAAUCGUCUUCCUGCAGGAAUCGCAUUGGCAGCAGGACCAGGUCUACAGCUCAGGCCCGUGGUCAGUCUUAACCUGUGGCUCAACAAGCAGACACAAGGCUGGCCUGGUUGUCUUGGUGCAUAGCUCACUGGCUCCUCUUUCAGAAAUUCGCAGCACUUCCAUUGUUCCAGGGCAUUUGCAGCACGUCAUGAUCCCGUGGCAGAGAUCCAGGAUACAUCUCCUGAACCUGUAUCAGCACGUCUGGGAUUCAAAGCUUUCGAAGACGGAAAACAGAGGCAGGAGAAAGGACGUGAUGACACAGCUCGAAAAUCGAAUACAGAGAGUCCCGCAACGUGAUUUCUUGAUUGUGGCUGGGGAUUUCAAUGCGCAUGCGGUGACUGAACGUCCUCAUAUCGGACCAAGUAUCGAUUUUAUGCUGGUCAGACUGCACGAUGCUCGGAGGAGAUCCAAAGAGGCCUACUCUGAUAAGAACUUUCCUGUGGCUGCCUACAGAGAUGGAUCAAAACAUUUUCCAGUGCGAGCUACUCUGUUCAUUCCUCCUUACAGUCCUACGCCCAGCAAGCCACGGCCGUUUGAUGCCACAGCCCUGGAUGCGAGCUUUCGGCGGAAAGAUGACAACUGGCAUGCAUACUCACAUCGUCUGACGGAAGCAGUGGUGAGGACAAUGCAAGAGAGACCGUCUUGGCAAGAACUGGAUGAAGUGAUGGUUCGUGUAUCAGCUGAGCACUAUCCUCCUCCACGCAAGUCUCAGCCAGCAGCAGGUCCAAUUCAUCAGGAAUAUUGGAAGAAAGUGCGGCAAAUCCAGGCGCACAAGCGGGCUGGAACCGAGCAUAAUCCAGACUGCCAGAAGCUUGUGGAGGACAUCAAAGAGGAGGAAACUUGCUCCGUGGCGCCCAGUGCAGAGAGUCAACCUAAGAGAUCAAGCAGGUGA